This is a messenger RNA of Orbicella faveolata, 612 nucleotides long. RefSeq lists its product as uncharacterized. The record is from RefSeq and is a predicted model, not a curated record. NCBI's taxonomy places the organism in Eukaryota, Metazoa, Cnidaria, Anthozoa, Scleractinia, Merulinidae.
AUGACAACAUUGACACAAAACUACGCUUUCAAUUUUCCAGAGAAGGGAGUGAAUGACGUUGUAAAAAUCUCAGGCAUGCGCAGUUUGACAGAUUUCACCGUGUGCCUGUGGAUGCGUUCAAGUAGCGCUCAAGGAACUCUUGAUAGUUACGCUGUAAGCAACAGUGAUAACGAACUACUUAUCGAAUACGACAGAUAUUUCGACUUUCUCAUUGGUGGCAAAGAAAGGAAAACUUCGGUAACAGCUUUUGAUGGGGGUGGCACUUUGACGCUGGGGCAAGAUCAGGACUCGGUGGGUGGUGAUUUUGACGAGACUCAGUCCUUCCAAGGAAUGCUAGCCAAUGUCAAUAUAUGGGAUUACGUGCUUUCUAAUACACCUAUCGAACAUAUGACGUCGUGUCUCUGGGGUGAAGGGGACGCUAGAAAAGUUUACAGAUGGCUUGAUUUUAUUCGCCAAGAAGGAGCAGCACUCAUUGAUCCAUCUCCUUGUAAACCGUUAGGGGAAGACUACGCUUUCCACUUUCCAGAGAAAGGAGUCAAUGACGUUGUGAAAAUCUCUCACGUGCGCAGUUUGACAUGCAUUUACCGUGUGCCUGUGGAUGAGUUCGAGUGA